Molecule: messenger RNA, 4168 nt
Organism: Myripristis murdjan (pinecone soldierfish)
Lineage: Eukaryota; Metazoa; Chordata; Actinopteri; Holocentriformes; Holocentridae
Gene: tmcc3
Product: transmembrane and coiled-coil domain family 3
Exons: 5
Coding region: 401-1840 (479 amino acids)
Cellular component (GO): endomembrane system
Source: RefSeq, a predicted model, not a curated record
UAAGGAUCACAAAACUCCGGCUGUGGCUGCCUCGCGCCUUAUAAGGCGCUCUUUUCUCAGCGGGGAAGAACCCUUUAGCAGCAUUACAGCACAAAACAGCUGGAGGACACACCUCGUAUAGUGAAAUGGGACAGGAUAGGGGUGCGUUUGCUUGUUGGGGAAAAGGGUGUUUUAGUGUAGAGGUGCAAGGGAGCUGCUAGUUUGAGCCCGAUGGCAGCUGACACAGGAAGGAAAGGCUUUCACAACACAAGAGACACAUGCACACAUACGCACACACUCCUCCCUUAGAGGGUAGUCCCAGAACUUCAAAGGGAGGCAGACAGAGCUGUCUGAUGUGCAGGAGUCUUCACAGAGGCUGGUCAGCAUGCACUUUGACCUCAGGCUCUGAGGAAGAGGAGGGAUGAGGAAGCACUUCAGCACUAUUCCACUCAUCCAUGUGACGGAGGCGGAGCGCAGCGGCUGUGAUGGCAAUAUCCUCAGCAUCCCGGUGCCAAUGCGUCGUGGCGGCUCAGAGUCAAACUUGGAUGUGGUGGAUAGUGCCCGGGAGGGCGGCGUGGGUCUGGACUUCAGCAAGGGACCACUGGGCAUCGACAGCCUGCAGCAGAAGAUCCUCAAGGUGACGGAGCAGAUCAAGGUGGAGCAGACUGCUCGCGACCAGAACGUUGCUGAAUAUCUGAAGCUGGUGAACAAUGCCGACAAGCAGCAGGUGGCACGAAUCCGUCAGGUGUUUGAGAAGAAGAAUCAGAAAUCAGCGCACUCCAUCGCCCGACUGCAGAGGAAACUGGAGCAGUACCACCGCCGCAUGAAGGACAGCGAAAGCAACGGCAAGCAAAGCCACAAAGACAGCGGCAGCUCCAAGGAGUCUGGGACUCAAAGCAAGGAGGGCAGCCUGCGGGACGUCAGCACCACGGGACGGCACCCGGCUCUGGACAAGGUGAAGACCAUCGGGCCUGGAGUGUCGCUCUCACCACCUUUCUUCUUCAACAAGUCGCGGGAGUUUGCCAACCUCAUCAGGAACAAGUUUGGCAGCGCCGACAACAUCGCCCACCUCAAGAGCUCCAUGGAGACAGGGGCGGGGCUCCAGGUAGAGGGUGGGGCCAGAGCUCUAAGCGGCAGUGCCAACACUGUAGCCAAGACAACCAAGUACCCGAGCGACGAUGAGUGCUCCACUGGGACAUCUGGAUCGGCCGACUCUAAUGGGAACCCGGCAGGAGGAUCAGGUGUGGAGUCCGGGGGUCCUGGGAGAUCGGACUCCCAGGGUCGUCUGGGCGAAGUGCUGGAGGUGGUCAGGGAGAUCAGGGAGGCCCAGGCACAGCUGGCAGAGGACAUGGAGACUCUGAAAACACAGUUCCAAAGAGACUAUGGUUACUUCACACAGACACUGCAGGAGGAGAGAUACAGGUAUGAGCGGUUGGAGGACCAGUUAAAUGACCUGACGGAGCUGCACCAGCAUGAGACCAGUAAUCUGAAACAAGAACUGGCCAGCAUUGAGGAAAAGGUGGCCUACCAGGCCUACGAGAGGGCCAGGGAUAUCCAGGAGGCACUGGAGUCGUGUCAGACCCGAGUGUCCAAGCUGGAGCUCCAGCAGCAGCAGCAGCAGACGGUCCAGCUGGAAAACACAGAUGCCAAGGUGCUUCUCGGCAAAUGCAUCAACAUCAUGCUGGCUAUUGUCACGGUGAUCCUGGUGUGCGUUUCCACGGCAGCCAAGUUCACCGCCCCGCUGCUACGCAGCCGCCUCCACCUGGCGCUCACCUGCGUGGGUGUGUCGGUGCUGGCGUUGCUGUGGAAGAACUGGGAACAUUUACAGUGCGCAUUAGAGCGCCUGCUGCUCCCACACUGAGUUGGACUUGCCGCAACAAAUAUGAACGAGACCGCCAACCUUUGGCCAAACCUGGGUCAGGAUCUGGAGGAAGUGUGUUGUCAUGGAGACACAGGAAAUGGGGCGGAGUUUACAUGUAGCCUUAUACCAGCCCUCAUUCCCCACUUCCUAUGAUCAGUGUCACCCUCGUGGCCCCACAGUGACUUUAGUUAUGGUUCUGUGUUUUGCAUGUUUCGGUGGAGUCGACACAGAACCACAUGUGGUCUUUCCCAAAAUCCACUACCAGAGGAUUUGAGCAGGCAACAUAAAGCACAUGCCUGUCUAAGGAUAGAAAGCAGUCGAUCAAUUAAACAACUGAACAUAGGUUUGACAUCCGUGACAUGGGAAAAGUGCAAGUAUGAACAUGGCACAACACUGCCACACCAGUGUACCACUACAGUUGGAACUGCUGCACCAAUGGCAGAUAAGUCAGCUGGAUGACCUGACUUAUCACUCAGAUGAGCGCCGCACAGAUGCCAAGCAUGUUUCCUGCUUUUGGAUUAGCCUCGCUCUCAUCUGGCUGUUCCCACAAUAAAACACAUCACAGUCUAAAUACAGCAUGGUCUUUUUUCAGUCCUGUCCUUAAAGGGAAGUAUAUCUGUUAAGCACCCUCAGCGAACCCGUUCCUCCAAACACACACGUGUCACAGUCUUGAAACCACACACACAUCCUCAGUGCGCCUCCCUCUACACCAGCCAGCUGUGACAUUCACGCACAAACACACAUCCACAAGAAGGCUGAUUUAUUUGCGCUGUGUGCCACUGUCCUUUACUAUUAUGUAUUUAUGGGAUGUUUUUGUUGUCAGUGUCUCCUUCAAAGGGGAAAUUUGAAGUGUAAGCCUAUUAUACACAUCAUUUGGCACGGUAUGCUUGUGUGUGUGUGCCUGUCUCAGUGGUUAAGCUGUGUCUCCCUGACUGUGUGUCUAUAUUUUCUUAAGGGAAAUUUCAUAAACUGCCACUUGUUAUGUUAUUAGACGCUUGUUUUCACAGAAUUUCAGUAAAAGCUCCCUCUCAAGAGCUUUUUGAGACAAAAUGUGGUCUGUGAGUCAAUACGUUGUACUGUAUCCCAAAGACUGCUUCAUUAGCAUCUGGCUGGCUAACCCCGAUAAUGUCUCUGAUUGCGAAGAGCAAAUGUUAACUUCUGAGGAGAGCAGAAACCCACCUGUGAUUGAUUCCCCCUCGCUGAUUGAUUCGGGUCAAAGCUGAGUGGGAGUGCUGAUUUUUACCAGUUAAAAGAAAAAUGACUUUGUUGAAUUGCCUUUUUAUGACAUGAACAAAACAAAGAACUUUUGUGUGAAGCCUUUGAUGUUGCGCUGCAUUCAGUGUCACAUGUGAAUAAAGGCGGGCAGGUCUUGACAGUUCAAAGUGCAGGCUUGGAAGUGUUUGCUGCUUGCGAGUAAUGUUUUCUGUAGGAUUUACCUGCUUGUGAUGAUUAUUCACACUGAACACACACCUGCUUAGCGAGUGACUGGUUUGAGUUGAUUUAGGUCUUAAGGAAACCAAACUUCUAAAUGUCAACCACAACCCAAAAGAUCCAGUUACAGCUGUUUCCUGCCAGGGUAUUUUAAGAGUUAUGAAUGUGACCCACAUUUAAAAAAAAUGUUCCGUAUUUGUUGUUUUACUUGAAAUGAGUAUGUUUGUUCCCGAAACAAAAACGCAGACAUUUUUAUUUAUAAAUCAGAAAAAAAUCCCAAGUUUCCAAGUAAUAUUUGCCACUUAAAAGCUGGCAUGAAUGGUAUUUUCAAGUUCGAAGCUCAUCUUUCCCAUGUGACAUUAAUGCAGCGUCUGUUACAGGACAGAACUGAACAAUGUAGCUCCACACUCCCUAUCCUUUAUCACUGUGAUGAUGAGGGGGAUGAUAUAGGCUUGAUGCCUUUUUCAGUGCAGCUUAUUGAACUGUACUUUGAUUUCUGUGUUUCUGUCUCCAAAAAGCCAAAAUAUGGAGAGAUCUCUGUUUUUCUGUGGAUGUUUGUGGCUUUUGGGGCACCUUAGCCUUUCAGUGUAAUAACCUAAAAGACUAGAGUUUCUUUCUUUCUUUCUUUCUUUCUUUCUUUCUUUCUUUCUUUCUGCCAUCAGUCUUUGAUAUGUUGCCACUAGAAAUCGUUCCAGACACUAUUUCCUGUCUCCUUUUUAGGGAGAAAGGUGCACCUGUCUCCAAAGCUGUUCACUGUAAUUCCAUUUUGCGUGUUUUAAAUAUUUCUGUGUGCACUUGGAAUACAUACUUGUGCAUUGAUUUAUCUUGUUAUGUAUUAUUUUUUCCAUGACACCAUUUUAUUUUCAAAAGAGAAAAUAAAUCCUUUUUUUUUUUUUU